This is a messenger RNA of Zea mays, 425 nucleotides long. Its product is annotated as mitotic checkpoint serine/threonine-protein kinase BUB1-like. The transcript is spliced from 5 exons. The record is from RefSeq and is a predicted model, not a curated record. The coding region runs from base 1 to 378 and encodes 125 amino acids. NCBI's taxonomy places the organism in Eukaryota, Viridiplantae, Streptophyta, Magnoliopsida, Poales, Poaceae. Gene Ontology annotation, molecular function: protein kinase activity; ATP binding. Gene Ontology annotation, biological process: meiotic sister chromatid cohesion, centromeric; protein phosphorylation; mitotic spindle assembly checkpoint signaling.
AUGAGAGGUGGUAGAAAGUAUCAAAUCAAAGGAUCAACUGGCACUGGUGCUUUUGCUAAAGUAUACAAAGCCACUGUUGACAGUAAUGCAAAAGAAAUGGUUGCUUUGAAGAUUCAGAAUCCCUCAUUUACUUUGGAAUUUUACAUGUAUCGCCAACUUGAUCUGCGUAUAUCUGAUGUCGAGAGACCAAGCUAUCUUGAUCUGCGUAUAUCUGAUGAUGUCAUAAAUUCUCACUUAGUAGUCGGUCGAUACAUGGAUGAAGUUCUAUGCAUGUAUUAUACCAUAGAGAUGUUGACCAUGCUGGAAACACUGCAUAGUGUUGGCAUAAUCCAUGGUGAUUUCAAACCUGACAACAUCCUUGUUUGCUACCCGAGGUAGCUAUACCAUAUUGCCAUUACUGUUAGUCUGUUACCACUUUAUGUCUC